AUCAACUCAGUUGAUGGUUUACGAAAUGAGAAAAUACAAGUAUUUUCAAAUCAGAAAUCAAACGUAGUGCACAGUGAGUUAUUGAUGUUAAAUCGAGAAAACUGUUUUUAAAAAAUUGAUACGUAUAACUUCACAAUUCGACAAUAUGGAUAAAUUUCGCGGAUAUUUUUGGUCUUUUUUGGUGCUUCUCAACUUCCUGUCUUUUGUCUUCUGCCAAUCUGAGACCACUUGUCUCGAAGGUGAAAAAGCCAAACAAUACAAUGAACGAUUGACUCAAGAUCAUAAUAAGUACAGAAGCCUUCAUGGAACACCUCCUCUGGAAGCAGAUGACAAAUUAAUGGAAGGAGCUACGCAAUGGUCUAGAAAACUGAUAACCGAGGAUAAAUUUGAACACAGUCACGGUGAAGAUGGAGAAAACCUUUAUACGGAGUCUUCCACAGAUCCUCUAACUGAGGCAGAAAUCGAUGCAGUCAAGCCAUGGUACGAUGAAAUAAAGCUGUACACGAAGCCAGAGUUCAGUGCCGAGACAGGGCAUUUCACUCAGGUGGUUUGGAGAGAUACCCGUAAGGUGGGCUGCGGCUUGUGUUCAAAACUUGAUAAUGGCAUGACAAAGGUGAUGGUCACUUGUAGAUACUCUCCAAAGGGUAAUAUUCGGGGCCAAUUUAAAGAAAAUGUACCUGAUCUGCUGAAAUCAGGCGCAUCAACUGCUAACUCUGAAGAAACAUCUUUGACUGAUACUACGGAGGAGCAGACAAUCGAUACAGAAGUUGACACAUUUGAUCCUUCGCAUUUUACACCUGUCUAUCAAUCAAGUAGAGCUUCGAGUAGUACAGGAACUGGAGCUUCUUCUAUCGGUACAGAUACUUCGUCAUUUGCAACUUCACAAUUGACAACUGGCUCUGGAGAAACUGGUAGUACUUCAGGUAGUAUAGAAACUUCUUUUUUCGGUACAGAAACUUCCUCAUUUGCAACUUCACAAUUGACAACUGGUUCUAUAGAAACUACUUCGUCCAGUAAAGAAACUACUACUUCACCUAGUACUGGAGGAACUGCUACAACUACAACUAGUACUUCUAAACCAACAACUGACAGUACAAAAACUACUUCUAAGGGGACUACAACGGCUACAACUGCACGACCGGAUGAAAAUUCGAAUUGGAUUGAAGAAAUAUUAUUUGUUACAGUGUUGGUUGUACUAAUUUUAUGUUUAGUACCAUUGGGUAUUCUGCUGGUGCUUCUGUAUAAGCAGAUGAUCUAUUUGCGAUGAUUUUGUAAUAUUACAAUGUGAAUAAAUAUUUAUUAGUCGGCUUA
Molecule: messenger RNA, 1311 nt
Organism: Planococcus citri (citrus mealybug)
Lineage: Eukaryota; Metazoa; Arthropoda; Insecta; Hemiptera; Pseudococcidae
Exons: 4
Coding region: 146-1267 (373 amino acids)
Cellular component (GO): extracellular region
Source: RefSeq, a predicted model, not a curated record